AUGCCCAGCGCAACCGGCCAGAACUGGGAGAAGUACAAAAAGACGUUCGCCGAUGAUGAAGAGCCAGAGAAGAAGAUUACACCUCUGACAGACGAGGAUAUCCAAGUACUAAAGACCUACGGAGCUGCGCCUUACGCCGCAUCGUUGAAGAAGAUCGAGAAGCAGAUCAAGGAGAAGCAAGCGAGCAUCAAUGAGAAGAUCGGCGUGAAGGAGUCGGAUACCGGCCUCGCGCCCCCUCAUCUAUGGGAUGUCGCAGCCGAUCGACAGCGGAUGCAAGAAGAACAGCCCCUCCAAGUCGCCCGGUGUACGAAGAUCAUCCAGGACGAGAAGGACACCGAGAAGAGCAAGUAUGUCAUCAAUGUCAAGCAGAUUGCAAAGUUUGUGGUCAAUCUCGGUGAAAGAGUCAGUCCUACAGAUAUCGAAGAGGGUAUGCGCGUCGGUGUCGAUCGACAGAAAUACUCCAUCAUGCUCCCCUUACCUCCCAAAAUCGACCCCAGCGUUACCAUGAUGACCGUGGAAGACAAGCCCGACGUCACGUACGGAGAUGUUGGUGGCUGCAAAGAGCAGAUCGAGAAGCUCAGAGAAGUCGUGGAAAUGCCUCUAUUGUCCCCAGAACGGUUCGUCAGCCUAGGAAUCGAUCCUCCCAAAGGAGCACUACUGUAUGGGCCUCCUGGUACCGGCAAGACGCUCUGCGCGCGAGCGGUCGCCAACCGAACAGACGCCACGUUCAUCAGGGUCAUCGGGUCCGAGCUGGUGCAGAAGUACGUCGGCGAAGGCGCGAGAAUGGUCCGAGAACUGUUCGAGAUGGCCCGGACCAAGAAGGCCUGCAUCAUCUUCUUCGACGAAAUCGACGCUAUCGGCGGUGCGCGUUUCGACGACGGUGCUGGCGGCGACAACGAGGUGCAAAGAACCAUGUUGGAGCUGAUCACACAACUGGAUGGGUUUGACUCGAGAGGCAACAUCAAGGUCAUGUUCGCCACCAAUCGGCCGUCGACGCUGGACCCUGCUUUGAUGAGACCCGGUCGUAUCGACAGGAAGAUUGAAUUCUCGUUACCCGAUCUGGAUGGCCGUGCCGGCAUUCUGAGAAUCCACGCCAAAUCAAUGUCAGUUGAACGGGACAUCCGUUGGGAGCUCAUUGCCCGCCUGUGCCCCAACGCCACUGGUGCCGAGCUGAGGAGUGUGGCGACCGAAGCCGGCAUGUUCGCCAUCCGUGCCAGACGAAAGGUCGCCACGGAGAAGGACUUCCUCGCCGCGGUCGACAAGGUCAUCAAAGGCAAUUUGAAAUUCGGCUCCACCGCCGUGUAUGCGCAGUACAAUUAG
Molecule: messenger RNA, 1320 nt
Organism: Cladophialophora yegresii CBS 114405
Lineage: Eukaryota; Fungi; Ascomycota; Eurotiomycetes; Chaetothyriales; Herpotrichiellaceae
Product: 26S protease regulatory subunit 7
Exons: 3
Coding region: 1-1320 (439 amino acids)
Biological process (GO): proteasome-mediated ubiquitin-dependent protein catabolic process
Cellular component (GO): proteasome regulatory particle, base subcomplex
Molecular function (GO): ATP binding; proteasome-activating activity; ATP hydrolysis activity
Source: RefSeq, a predicted model, not a curated record